Messenger RNA from Aspergillus homomorphus CBS 101889, 5543 nucleotides. Its product is annotated as HC-toxin synthetase. NCBI's taxonomy places the organism in Eukaryota, Fungi, Ascomycota, Eurotiomycetes, Eurotiales, Aspergillaceae. The coding region runs from base 182 to 5338 and encodes 1718 amino acids. Gene Ontology annotation, biological process: amino acid activation for nonribosomal peptide biosynthetic process; secondary metabolite biosynthetic process. The transcript has 3 exons. Gene Ontology annotation, molecular function: phosphopantetheine binding; catalytic activity. Gene Ontology annotation, cellular component: cytoplasm. The record is from RefSeq and is a predicted model, not a curated record.
GAACAAUCCAAUACCUGUUUCUCUUCAACAGCCACUUGAACGGAAACACUGCAAACGAUAACCUGCACGUGUUCUAUCCUGCGCUUUGUGGUUCGAGAGCUAUCUGUGCAUUCAACUCCGUCUGACUUCGUCACUUGCGCUAUACUAUACAUUAUAUGGUAUAUCAUCGAACUUAGAAAAUAUGACCAGAAGCGACAACUCUAAAGACGGGACUAAUCAACACUUGUACGGGCCCGUCAAAUCCAUCGACAAGAACCGCGAAUCGUCAGAAUUUGUGUGCGAUAAUCAUCUCGACCAGAAGCAGUUACAACAAGUGGAUGCCUUCAAUCCCAAGACGCAGCCUUCCGUCGACAUUUGCAUUCAUGAUCUGUUCCACCAACAGGCCGUGACACACCCAGAGCGCGAAGCGGUCGCCGCCUGGAAUGGGCAAUUUACAUAUUCCACUCUCGAUCAUCUUUCAUCCUGCCUGGCUUCUCAUUUGAGAAAUCUAGGAGUUUCAGUCGAAGGAUUUGUUCCUGUGUGCUCAGAGAAGUCGCGCUGGUAUCCGCUAGCACUUCUGGGUGUGCUAAAGGCUGGAGCUGCAUUUGUACCCUUGGAUCCUUCCCACCCCAUCCGACGUCUUGGGGAGACCAUUCGAGCAGUUGAAGCCAAGGUGAUCAUCGCCACCAAGGCCACAGCGAAAAAGCUCAGUUUUCAGGGGGCGAUGGUUGUGGUUGAUGAUGACGAUAAUGAUUCUGCCUGGAGGAAACCAACGACGCUGGGCCCAUCCCUAAAGGUCCCCUGCACAAAUACCGCCUAUGCGGUCUUCACGUCGGGCACUUCUGGCAUACCUAAAGCAGUUGUCAUAGAGCAUAGGUCUCUUUCAACCAGUGUGGUCGUCAAUAGUGCUGCGUUGAAUAUUCACGAGAGAACUCGUGUGUUUCAGUUUGCUUCUCAUGCCUUUGAUGCGUCACUGCUGGAUAUUUUCGCGCCAUUGGUCAUGGGCGGGUGCGUGUGCAUACCUUCGGAGACGGAGCGGAAAGAUAACCUGGCAGAGGCUUGUCGGCGGUUAAAGUGCACAUGGUCAUUCUUGACCCCCUCGCUCACGCGAGUGCUGGAGCCUGAGGACUUAUGCACCUUGCAAACAUUGGUCAUUGGGGGCGAGGCCCUACGAGAAGGCGACAUUGAAAAGUGGAUGUCCCAUAUGCAGUGUAUCAGCGGAUACGGUCCCACUGAAUGUACCAUUGGAUGCAUGGCUACGAGUCUACAGACAGGAGUACAGUUUGACCCAGCAAACCUGGGACGAGGAGUCGGAGUCAACUGCUGGGUCAUUGAUCCUGCCAACCAUGACAGACUGAGUCCUCCCGGAGAGCUUGGGGAACUACUAUUAGAGGGAGCCUUGGUUGCUCGCGGCUAUUUGAACGACCCGAAACGUACGGCUGAAGUAUUUAUUGGUCCUCCUUUAUGGCACCGACGCUUGAGAUCUCAGGGAGAUCGAAUGUACAAGACAGGCGAUCUAGUCAUUUUCGACGCUGCAAGAAAUUCUAUCCGUUACGUUGGCAGGAAGGACACGCAGAUUAAAUUCCAUGGCCAGCGUCUAGACACUGGAGAGGUCGAGCACCGCAUUCGGUUGGUUGUUCAGGACAUCAAGGACGUUGUUGUAGACAUGAUUCAACUCGCGGAUGAACCAUCAGCCUCGAUCUUGAUUGCCUUUCUUGUCCUGAAAUCAGAUCCUACCGCAGCGCACGUACCGCAGAGCAAUUGGCUCGAGGAACCAACGGCGGACCUCAACGCCAAGGCGAAGAUGCUCCAAGUGAAGUUAUCGGAAUCGCUUCCCCAAUACAUGGUUCCUAGGGCAUAUCUACCUUUGGUCUCGAUGCCUCUCACGAACAACGGGAAGAGUGAUCGGCAGACGCUCCGCAGUUUGGCCGCAGCAUUAAACCGGCAUGAUCUCCGCAGGUAUAGUGGAAGCUCUGCCGCGGCAAAGAGCAAGCCUUGCAGCCCAAUUGAGCGGAAGCUCCAGUUUUUGUGGUCCAGAGUUUUGGAUGUCAGAAUGGACGACAUUGGACUUCAAGAUAAUUUCUUCAGCCUCGGCGGGACGUCAGUAGCAGCCAUGAAGCUGGCCGGUCUGGCGAGGAAGGAGGGGUUAAGACUGGACAUAGCGGAUUUAUAUGCCCAUCCAGCCCUUAACGAUAUGAUAAGUGGAGUCCGUGUCGCCCCGGAAAGUGCCGCGGUGCAACCAUUCUCUCUAAUUCCGACUCAAGAAGUCCGCACGCAAAUAAUCGACCUUACCAUGCAGCAAUGCGGGCUUGACCACGAGACGGAAGUCGAGGACGUGUAUCCUUGCACACCACUUCAAGCAGGACUGAUCUCUCUUGCAGCCAAAAGGCCAGGCUCAUAUACGGGCGUGUUCCGGUACAAACUAUCUACUCAAGUGAAUGCUCAUCGGUUCAAACUUGCGUGGAAUGAUCUAGUCGACGCUCACCCAAUACUGCGGACUCGGUUUGUACAAGCCCACAAUGGUAAUAUCUACCAGGCUGUGAUGCGUAGAGCGACCACGCUGGAGAUGAGCCCGCUUAAUGAUGAAGGAAUGGAGACAGUGAACCGUUCACUAGCUUGCAAGUUGGGGCAACCCUGGAUUCCAAGGAGAUGCUUUCCAGCUACGAACCUUCACGCUGAUUGUCCACCACGCUCUAGGCCAUUCAGUCCUUUCAUAGAGUAUAUCGAGCGCACUACUGCCGAGCGGGAGGCAUAUUGGAAAGGCUGCCUCACUGAUUUGAAGAGUGCCAGUUUCCCUUCCCUACCCACCCCGACUUACAUCCCAAAGGCUACAGUGAUGAGUCCGAUUGUGAUUCCCUUACGCCUGAGAGCCCAAAGUGAUUAUACACUUGCCGACAAAUUAGAGCUAGCUUGGGCUAUGCUUCUUUCACUCUACACAGAGACCUCUGAUGUGGUCUUCGGUCUCACUGUUAGCGGCCGUGGUGCUCCCGUGCUCGGAGUCGAGGAUAUGACUGGCCCAACCAUUGCCACCAUUCCCUUGAGGUUGGACCUUCAUCCAGAAAUGACCGUGAAAGAGAGUCUUCAGCAGCUGCGAAGAUUCUACAUAUCUGCAAAUCCUUAUGAGCAAGUAGGUCUCCAGAACCUCCGACGCCUUGGCGAGGGUCCCACCAAAGCUUGCAAUUUUCAGAGUCAUAUUGUCAUUCAACCGGAAGCAAGCGACAAGGAAUGGAUGUUUUCCGACAAGGAAGACCAAUCUGAGAUUGGCGCGUUCAGCUCCUACGCAAUCACUUUGAUCUGCCAGCAAAGAUCAGGUACGAUAGACAUCGAGGCGACAUUUGAUCCGCAUGUUGUAUGUCGCAUGCAAAUGGAUCGAAUGCUUAAGCAACUCCGACAUAUCGUGCAAACGUUGCAUACUGCAUCUGAGGAGACUCGUCUACGCGAGUUGGACACAAUCAGUCCAGAGGACCGGUCGCAGCUGGAACAGUGGAAUUGGAAUCUCCCCGAGAAAGUUGAGACUUGUGCUCAUAAGUGGAUUCAAAAGCAAAGCCUCACUCAGCCUGAUGCUCCCGCUGUAUGCGCCUGGGAUGGCAAUUUCACAUACGGAGAGUUGGAUCGGAUUUCAUCUGAUAUGGCUCGUUUCCUUCAAGAAAAAGGCGUGGGACCUGGUGUUUUCAUUCCUCUAUACUUCGAAAAGUCACGCUGGAUUGCUGUCGCAAUGCUGGCAGUGAUAAAGGCUGGAGGAGCGUUCAUUCUCUUGGAUGACUCUCACCCGGCACAGAGGUUGCAUGGGAUAUGCGAUGAUGCAGAGGCACCGUUCAUCAUCGCAUCAGAGCAGAACGCGUCCCGUGCAUCUCAGAUCGCGGAAGCCUUUGUCGUCUUAGGCGAAUCUCACUGCGCAUGGCCGGAGAGCAAGAUCGUCACCACCGCUCUCAAGAACGAGGUCAACUCCGAGUCGGCACUCUAUGCAGUCUUCACCUCCGGCUCGACGGGGAAGCCGAAAGGUGCUAUUAUCUCACAUCAGUCGUGGUGUACCAGCGCCAAAGCCAAUAGCAUUGCGUUGUCAUUGAACACUACCUCUCGAGUCUUCCAGUUUGCAGCGUAUGCUUUCGAUAUCAGCAUUGCAGAUUACCUACUGACAUUUGUAGCCGGCGGCUGUGUCUGUAUUCCCUCAGCAAAAGACAGGGAGGGUGAUCUUGCGCACAUCAUGAGUAGCUUGAAGGCUAACUGGGCAUGCUUGACACCAUCUGUGGCGCGCACAAUUCAACCUCAAAAGGUUCCCACGUUGAAGACGCUGGUUUUGGCAGGGGAACCGGUUGCGCCCGAAGAUAUCUCCACGUGGUCACCAGCAGUCCACCUGCUCAACCUGUAUGGCCCUGCAGAGUGUGCCAUUCUCACUACACUCAAUCAAAAUGUCCAUAAUCCAAAGGACCCGAAUAACGUCGGACUACCAACCAGCGCAGUGUGCUGGAUAGUAGACACGCAGGACGACCAGAAGCUGAGACCCAUCGGAACAGUCGGGGAGCUCGUCGUGGAAAGCCCUAUUGUGGGCUAUGGGUAUUUAAACAACACUGCCAAGACCGCCGCCUCCUUCAUUGCUCCAGAUGCGCACCCAGCGUGGUUGCGCGGAUUCCGGGAUACAGAGACCUCUCGCUCGCGUCUCUAUCGCACCGGCGAUCUGGUUCAAUAUACUACAGACGGUACACUGCGAUUUGUCGGACGCAAAGACACACAAAUCAAGCUUCGCGGGCAGCGUAUCGAGCUGGGGGAAGUCGAGUAUCACCUGCGCCGCAGCUUUCCCAACGUCGCCGAGGCCGUGGCAGAGGUUGUCAUUUCAAAUGACAGCAAGAGCAACCAGAGAAAACCUAUCCUGAUGGCAUUCCUCCGUCCGCGGGAGCAAAUGUUCCGAGUGUCAGAUCGAUCCCUGCAAGCGCAGAUCACAACGGCAUUGACCACCCUACGCACCUCUUUGCCGGCAUACAUGAUCCCGUCCGCAUUUGUCUGUGUAAACUCGUUCCCUCUGAGCAGAUCCCGCAAGCUGGACCGCGGGCUGCUCCGUACCCUGGCCGCAGAGUUGCCUAGAGAGGAGUAUCUUGAUGCGAACACCGUCGACAGGCGGGAUCCGUCCGGCCUCGUCGAGCAGGUGUUGCAUCGGGCCUUUGCGGAUACUCUCAAGAUUGAAUCUGCGGAAUUUGGGGUUGAUCACGACUUCUUCGACUUGGGUGGUGAUUCCAUUCUGGCUAUGGGUUUGGUGGCUCGGGCUCGAGCGCGUGGUUUGGACUUCACCGUGGCGGAUUUGUUUGCGAAUCCAACGGUUUGCGCUCUUGCUAGGCAAGCUAAGCGCUAUGACAAGAUGGUUUGACCUUGCCUGAAGGUAGAUCUUUUGAUGAAGCAGAAAAUAGAAGCGUUACUAUAACCUUGAAUUUGAGAGAUUUGAUCUUGUCUGAUUCUGAUUCUGCUUUAAUUCUGAAGUAUGCUGAGUCUUGAGACCUCCUGGUCGCAAGCAAGAUGCAUGAACGGUGGCUGACACCCAAGCCACCGCCAAGCCACUGCCGUAUCUGUAACCC